Staurois parvus is the source of this 753-nucleotide messenger RNA. Lineage: Eukaryota; Metazoa; Chordata; Amphibia; Anura; Ranidae. The record is from the annotation of a GenBank genome assembly.
AUGAAAAACUCUCUUCGCUAUAUUUUGUUGAUCACUUGCAGCCUGUGUGGUAUACACUGCAGCUUCAUGGAUAGCUCAUUGUCUACAAAAAAUACUCCAGAAUGGAAAAAACUUAUUUUGACUCAUCAUUGGCCAGUUACAGUGUGCAAGAUGGCUGAACAAAAAUGUGAAGGGAUUCCAAACUACUGGACUUUACAUGGAUUGUGGACUGAUAAGUCACAAAUGUGCAAUAAAUCCUGGCCCUUUGAUUACUCUGAAAUAAAGGACAUUUUGGCAGAAUUGAACAAGUAUUGGCCUGAUGUUCUCCAUCCAAACUGUUCUCAACUCUGGAAACAUGAAUGGCAAAAACAUGGAACCUGUGCAGCAUCUUUACCAUGUCUGAACACUCAGCACAAGUACUUCAGCAAAGGUCUGGAACUAUAUACACGUAUCAGUCUUAGCAGUGCUCUUGAGAAGUCUGGAAUUAAACCUGCAAACACAUACAAGGUAGAAGAGAUUGAAAAUGUGAUUUUGAAUGUAUAUGGAGUGGUGCCAAAAAUUCAGUGUAUUCCUCCACAGCAGGGUGAAGAUGCUCAGACUCUGGGACAGAUUGAAAUAUGCUUUACAAAAGAUUUUGAUCUGCGAAACUGUACAGUGGAGCCAAAAGAUGAGCUUUUACUAACUAAACAGACAAGCAGGAAGUUGGGAGCAUCCUAUGUGGAGUUACAUGUUUGUGAUAAGUUGAUAGACAUAUAUUACCCACCUGUACAAUAA